AUGAGAGCCAUCCAAACGUGGCUUAUGGACUCCGCAGCGGUGCGAAAGGUGGAUAGGAAAUGGCGUACGGCUGUCCAGAGGGCUUCCAGUCCUAUUACGGGCUACUUAAAUGAAUUGGUGAAGACGAUGUUGCGGGGCCUCUUGAGACAGAGGAGCUGGCAAAUGUACAACGCUUCAAAAUGGCUGAAACGCUUUAUGGAACUGGACCAACUUCAACCCGCGCCGUCCCCAAUAUCUCCAGACGAUUCCAACGAGGAGAAAUACGAAGUAGACUCAUACAUUGCUUCUCUUGAGGGUAAUAUUGACUGGGAAACCACAAAUAAAUGGUGUCAAGAUGUACUGGGUCUGCCAGACACUGAUCUGGACUCUCUGUGGUAUGAGGGUCUGGCCAAGGCCGCAUCGGCAAAGAAUGACUAUGAGGCGGCAAUUUCGCUAUACAAGCAAGCUAUCGAAUGCGAUAAUCCGAGUUGGCUAUGCUACCGUGAACUUGGGGUGGUAUAUGACUGCCUAGACUUGCAAGCGGACGCCAUCGCACAGCUUGAGAUUGCUCUAGACAGAGCAGCGCAGGACAACGCUCACCCCGAGGGAAACAACGCGGAAAUUGUCACAAUGCAUAUCAUGCUGGCGGGAAUUGCUGCUAAGAUUGACAAUGUGCGUCAAGCGGCGGACCACUAUUCAAUCGCUUGUGAAAGCGAGGAAACAUCACAAGUCAUAUGCGGCCAGAUAGGUCUUCUCCAAGCGACCUUGAGUCUCGCUGACCCUGCAGAAGUCAUACAGGUGUUGGAGAAGAUCUUUUCGAAGACUGACCAAGAGUUGGCACUUGAGUUUUUCAGAUCGGUAAUGCUUGAGGAUGGCUAUGAUUCCCUUAUCUGGGGCGUGUUCCGCUCAGCCAAGGAGGACUCGGGUCUUCUCAAGAAGAUCAUGAAAUCGAUGGAGACCGCCACUGCGAUCCUUCACCGGAGGGAGGCCAACAAGAUUCCCAGUGUACAAUACGUCGACGAUGAAAUCAGGGGCAUGUUGUUGUAUUACCAAGGUGUAGGAGCGUACAAUUUUGGGGUCUCGACUGAUGGCACAGAUCCGACAGAAGAGGCCAUACGGCUUUGGACGGAAAGCAGAGACUUUCUCAAGAGAUGCGGCGGACCUAGCGCGCUCAGGGCGCGCUCCAAAGCUACAUCAGCACUCUCGAACCACUAUUUCGAGAAGUUAUUGGACGAGGGGUUGCAACAUGACCACAUGGAGGCACUAACCAAAAUGGCGAAGGACGACUCUGAGGUUGCAAACAUUGAUAUGGAAUCUACUGGACUUUUGGGAGCUCUCUACGCGCGUAACAACGACAGGGAAAGCGCCCGAGAGGUUCUCCGACAUCGAGUCAAGGAAGCUUUGCAAAUCCUUUCGGACGACAUUCCUGAGAACGACUACGUGGGUUUCGAUAUGCUCUUCCAGAAUUUCUUACAAUGCCAGGAUCUGGAAGACGCUUCCAUCGCCUUAUCUCUUCUCAUCCCACCGGACACCGUCACUGCUGCCCUGCAAUUCAGUCCUGAGGACUUGAAAGAGGUCAGACGAGAGGACAGGCAGCGGGUGUUGGAGGUAGUUACCACUUUGGCGCAAGACAUCAUCCAGACUACAGGGGCUCAGGUUCCGGAUCUCUACAAACAGUACCAACGCCUCGAUGCUGCCCAAGCUUACUUCGAGGAUCUUGUUCCCACAGCUCAAGGCAAGGAUAACGACAAGGACAGCGGCAAUAUCGAGAAAGAAAACGCAGCCGAUGGCGAAACUAAGCCUACGCCCAGCGGGCAUGGUGCCACUUUCUACGCGCAUUCUUUGCUUCGAAGCAGGCUGUUUGACCCCGAGAUCGAGAUUUACAUGACGAACGUACGAUGGGGCGCUCAUUGUGAUGGCAGUGGUCCCGAUGGAAAGAAAUGCACCAAUCUGGUGAACCGAGACCAGAAUUUCUUUCACUGCACGCACUGCGCCAAUCGAGACUUUUGCGUAGAGUGUCUCACUCGAUUGCGCGAUCCUGACUCUGAUUUAAUGGUCGUCUGCAGCCCGAAGCAUCAGUGGUUACGUAUUCCUCCCCAAGGAGACAGCUUCUAUUUUGGGGAUUUGGCCAAGAGAAUCCGAAAACCUUCGGUGAAGGCCAUGGAAGGGGACGACAAGGUGUUCAUAAUAACCCCUGCUGGUGAUGAGGAGUGGAUCUCAGUACAGGCUUGGCAAGAAGGGUUAGUGAAGGAAUGGAAGAUAUCACAGGAGGAGUUGAAAGGCGAUGGGGGACUGCGACCCCCGCCCCCGCCCCCGCCCCCGCUGGAGGGGGAUGAAUAG
Colletotrichum siamense is the source of this 2319-nucleotide messenger RNA. RefSeq lists its product as uncharacterized. NCBI's taxonomy places the organism in Eukaryota, Fungi, Ascomycota, Sordariomycetes, Glomerellales, Glomerellaceae. The transcript is spliced from 2 exons. The coding region runs from base 1 to 2319 and encodes 772 amino acids. Gene Ontology annotation, molecular function: protein binding. The record is from RefSeq and is a predicted model, not a curated record.